Messenger RNA from Cariama cristata (Red-legged seriema), 7859 nucleotides. Its product is annotated as chromodomain-helicase-DNA-binding protein 7-like. The record is from RefSeq and is a predicted model, not a curated record. Gene Ontology annotation, molecular function: ATP binding; ATP-dependent chromatin remodeler activity; protein binding. NCBI's taxonomy places the organism in Eukaryota, Metazoa, Chordata, Aves, Cariamiformes, Cariamidae.
UAACAAGAAACCAGAUUCAGAAACUAGUGCUGCGAAGAAAAAGGUUAACAAGGGAAAGGAAGGUUCUGAAAACUCAGAUUUGGAAAAAACUCCACCACCAUCACCUCAUCCUGAAGAUGAAGAUGAUCCAGGGGUUCAGAAGCGACGCUCCAGCAGGCAGGUGAAGAGGAAGCGUUAUACAGAAGACCUGGAGUUCAAGAUUUCUGAUGACGAGGCUGAUGAUGCUGAUACUGCUGGAAGAGACUCUCCUUCAAAUACUUCUCAGUCGGAGCAACAGGAAUCUGCUGAUGCUGAAGGUCCUGUUGUGGAGAAAAUUAUGAGUAGCCGUUCAGUCAAGAAAAAGAUGGAGAAUGGAGAGGAGGUAGAAAUAGAGGAAUUCUAUGUAAAGUACAAAAACUUUUCUUACCUUCAUUGUCAGUGGGCAUCUGUGGAAGAGCUGGACAAAGACAAGAGAAUUCAGCAGAAGAUUAAGCGGUUUAAGGCAAAACAGGGCCAGAACAAAUUCCUUUCAGAAAUUGACGAUGAGCUUUUUAAUCCAGAUUAUGUGGAAGUUGAUCGAAUAAUGGAUUUUUCACGUAGCACAGAUGAUAAUGGAGAGCCUGUAACACAUUAUCUGGUGAAAUGGUGUUCACUUCCUUAUGAAGACAGCACUUGGGAGCUCAAGCAAGACAUCGACCAAGCUAAGAUCGAAGAAUUUGAGAAACUGAUGUCUAGGGAGCCAGAAAUGGAGCGUGUGGAGCGACCUCCUGCCGAUGACUGGAAGAAAUCGGAGAGUUCCAGGGAGUAUAAAAACAAUAACAAACUCAGGGAAUACCAGUUGGAGGGAGUAAACUGGCUUCUUUUCAAUUGGUACAACACACGAAACUGCAUUUUAGCAGAUGAAAUGGGGUUGGGAAAGACUAUCCAGUCCAUUACGUUUCUCUAUGAGAUAUAUUUGAAAGGAAUCCAUGGUCCUUUCUUGGUUAUUGCACCAUUAUCUACAAUUCCCAACUGGGAGAGGGAGUUCCGCACCUGGACAGAGUUGAAUGUGGUUGUGUAUCAUGGGAGUCAAGCAAGCCGGCGGACCAUUCAGUUGUAUGAAAUGUAUUUCAAAGAUCCACAGGGUCGUGUGAUAAAGGGGUCCUACAAGUUCCAUGCCAUUAUUACAACAUUUGAAAUGAUCUUGACUGACUGCCCAGAGCUGCGUAACAUUCCAUGGCGUUGCGUGGUCAUCGAUGAGGCCCACAGGCUGAAAAACAGGAACUGUAAGCUUUUGGAAGGACUCAAGAUGAUGGACCUGGAGCAUAAAGUGCUGCUUACUGGAACCCCUUUGCAAAAUACUGUAGAAGAGCUAUUUAGCUUGCUUCACUUCUUGGAACCAGGUCGCUUCCCAUCAGAAACCACAUUCAUGCAAGAAUUUGGUGAUCUGAAAACUGAAGAACAGGUGCAAAAACUCCAAGCUAUUUUAAAACCGAUGAUGCUGAGACGUCUCAAGGAGGAUGUAGAAAAGAACCUGGCCCCCAAAGAGGAAACCAUCAUUGAAGUUGAGCUGACAAAUAUUCAGAAGAAAUACUAUCGUGCUAUUCUUGAAAAGAAUUUCACGUUUCUUUCCAAGGGUGGAGGUCAGGCAAAUGUACCUAAUCUUUUAAACACUAUGAUGGAACUAAGAAAAUGCUGCAAUCAUCCAUACCUUAUUAAUGGUGCUGAAGAGAAAAUUUUGGAAGAGUUUAAAGAAACACACAAUGCCGACUCUCCAGAUUUUCAGCUCCAGGCAAUGAUCCAGGCUGCUGGCAAGCUAGUACUGAUUGACAAGCUGCUGCCAAAACUGAAGGCUGGUGGCCACAGGGUGCUUAUCUUUUCCCAGAUGGUGCGCUGCUUGGACAUACUGGAAGACUACCUCAUUCAAAGACGGUACCCAUAUGAACGAAUUGAUGGCCGAGUAAGAGGCAACUUGCGUCAGGCAGCUAUUGACAGGUUUUCAAGACCUGAUUCUGAUAGAUUUGUUUUCCUGCUGUGUACAAGGGCAGGAGGCUUGGGCAUUAAUCUUACUGCUGCUGAUACCUGCAUCAUUUUUGAUUCAGACUGGAACCCCCAAAAUGACCUCCAGGCUCAAGCACGAUGUCACAGAAUAGGACAGAGCAAAUCAGUGAAAAUUUACAGGUUGAUAACAAGGAAUUCUUACGAAAGAGAAAUGUUUGACAAAGCUAGCCUGAAGCUUGGCCUUGAUAAAGCUGUGCUACAAUCUAUGAGUGGAAGAGAAAACGCUACAAAUGGGGUGCAACAGCUUUCUAAGAAAGAAAUAGAAGAUCUUCUUCGAAAGGGGGCAUAUGGUGCUCUGAUGGAUGAGGAAGAUGAAGGGUCAAAGUUUUGUGAAGAGGAUAUUGAUCAGAUUCUCUUAAGGCGAACGCACACAAUUACUAUUGAAUCUGAAGGAAAAGGCUCAACGUUUGCAAAGGCUAGUUUUGUUGCAUCUGGGAACAGGACAGACAUUUCCUUGGAUGACCCUAAUUUUUGGCAGAAGUGGGCAAAGAAAGCUGAGCUGGAUAUCGAUGCUUUAAAUGGAAGGAAUAACCUAGUUAUUGAUACACCAAGAAUAAGAAAGCAAACCAGACUCUACAGUGCAGUCAAAGAGGAUGAGCUGAUGGAGUUUUCAGACCUGGAAAGUGAUUCUGAAGAAAAGCCUAGCACAAAGCCCCGUAGGCCUCAGGACAAAUCACAAGGUUAUGCAAGAAGUGAAUGUUUCAGGGUGGAGAAGAACUUGUUGGUUUAUGGCUGGGGUCGAUGGACUGACAUCCUCUCACAUGGGCGCUAUAAACGUCAGCUAACAGAACAAGAUGUGGAAACCAUCUGCCGGACUAUCCUGGUAUAUUGUCUUAAUCAUUACAAAGGGGAUGAAAAUAUCAAAAGUUUCAUCUGGGAUCUGAUCACUCCAACUGCAGAUGGGCAAACUCGAGCUUUGGUUAAUCAUUCCGGUCUGUCUGCACCAGUGCCCAGAGGGAGGAAAGGCAAAAAAGUAAAAGCUCAGAGUUCACAGCCAAUGCUGCAAGACGCCGAUUGGCUCACCACCUGUAAUCCGGAUGUAUUAUUUCAAGAAGACAGCUAUAGGAAACAUCUCAAACAUCACUGUAACAAGGUCCUGCUGCGUGUCCGCAUGCUCUACUAUCUACGACAAGAAGUUAUAGGGGACCAAGCAGACAAGAUCUUAGAGGGUGCUGACUCAAGUGAAGUAGAUGUAUGGAUACCUGAGCCCUUCCAUGCUGAAGUUCCUGCAGACUGGUGGGAUAAGGAGGCGGAUAAAUCCCUUUUAAUUGGAGUAUUCAAACACGGUUAUGAGAAGUACAAUUCAAUGAGAGCUGAUCCAGCACUGUGCUUUCUGGAACGGGUCGGCAUGCCUGAUGCGAAGGCCAUAGCUGCUGAACAGAGAGGGACAGACAUGUUAGCAGAUGGCGGUGAUGGUGGUGAAUUUGACAGAGAGGAUGAAGAUCCAGAAUAUAAGCCAACCAGAACUCCUUUCAAGGAUGAGAUUGAUGAAUUUGCAAACUCACCUCCAGAAGACAAAGAGGAGUCCAUGGAAAUACAGACAAACAAGCACAGCGAAGGCAAUGCUGAGUUAGGCCAACUCUACUGGCCCAACACUUCAACCCUGACUACCCGUCUGCGUCGUCUCAUUACUGCCUAUCAGCGCAGCUAUAAAAGGCAGCAAAUGAGGCAAGAGGCACUAAUGAAGACCGACCGCAGGAGACGUCGGCCUCGGGAAGAAGUGAGAGCACUAGAAGCAGAAAGGGAAGCUAUAAUAACUGAAAAACGACAAAAGUGGACAAGAAGAGAAGAAGCUGAUUUCUACCGUGUGGUGUCUACUUUUGGAAUUAUUUUCGAUCCUGUAAAACAUCAGUUUGACUGGAAUCAAUUCAGAGCAUUUGCCAGGCUUGAUAAAAAGUCCGAUGAAAGCUUGGAAAAGUAUUUUAAUGGCUUUGUGAAUAUGUGUAGACGAGUGUGCCGAAUGCCAGUCAAACCAGAUGAUGAACCGCCUGAUCUUUCCACUAUGAUUGAGCCGAUCACGGGAAGAACUUUAUAUCGCAUAGAACUGUUGCGGAAGAUCCGUGAACAGGUUCUCCAUCACCCACAGUUGGGGGAGAGGCUAAAACUUUGCCAACCAAGCUUGGACCUGCCGGAGUGGUGGGAGUGUGGUAAACAUGACAAAGACUUACUGAUUGGUGCUGCUAAACAUGGAGUCAGUAGGACAGAUUAUCAUAUUCUGAAUGAUCCAGAACUCUCUUUUCUUGAGGCUCAUAAAAACUUUGCUCAAAACAGAGGGAUGGGUAAUGCAAUUACUGUCUCUGUAAACCCUCUGGGUGCUGGCUGCAGUCAAACACCACCUGUUGUCCCAUCCACACCAGUACAAGAAGAAAAGACUACAGAACAAAUGGAGUCUAAAGUUGAAGGGUCUGAAAAUCCAGCAGCCAAAGAAAAGACUGAGAACAAAGAGGAGACAGAUAUUGCAGAUAAGGACACUAAACCGGACUGUGAUGCGGAGGCUGAGCCUAGCUCUGUUAAAUGUGAAGUGAAAGACAUAGAAAUGAGUACAGACGUAGACCCAAAAUCUAUUUCUGAGAAAGGUUCGGAAGAAGAUGAAGAGGAGAAGCUGGAUGAUGAUGAUAAAUCAGAAGAAUCCUCACAACCUGAAGCAGGAUCAGUUUCUCAGGGUAAGAAUUUUGAUGAAGAAAGCAAUGCCUCUAUGAGUACCGCAAGGGAUGAAACACGCGAUGGAUUCUACAUGGAAGAUGGGGAUCCCUCUGUGGUUCAGCUGCUUCAUGAGAGAACAUUCACCUUCUCUUUCUGGCCUAAGGACCGAGUAAUGAUCAACCGAUUAGACAACAUCUGUGAAGCAGUGCUGAAAGGGAAGUGGCCAGUAAAUAGGCGCCAGAUGUUUGAUUUCCAGGGGCUCAUACCUGGGUAUACUCCAACAGCUGUGGACAGCCCUCUACAAAAAAGGAGCUUUGCAGAGCUCUCCAUGGUUGGUCAAGCCGGCGUCAGCGGCAGUGAAGAUAUCACUGCUUCUCCUCAGUUAUCGAAGGAAGAUGCACUCAAUUUAUCGGUUCCACGUCAGAGGAGGAGGAGACGAAGAAAGAUUGAAAUUGAGGCUGAGAGAGCCGCCAAGAGGAGAAACCUUAUGGAAAUGGUUGCCCAGUUACGUGAGUCUCAGGUGGUCUCCGAAAAUGGACAAGAAAAGGUUGUAGAUUUAUCAAAGGCCUCACGAGAGGCAACAAGUUCUACCUCAAAUUUUUCAUCUGUUACUUCAAAGUUUAUCUUGCCUAAUGUCUCCACACCUGUGUCCGAUGCCUUUAAAACUCAAAUGGAGCUGCUGCAAGCAGGGCUUUCACGCACACCCACGAGGCAUCUACUAAAUGGCUCUUUAAUAGAUGGAGAACCACCCAUGAAGAGAAGGAGAGGAAGGAGGAAAAAUGUAGAAGGACUUGAUCUGUUAUUUAUGAGCAGCAAACGGACAUCAUUGACUGUAGAGGAUGCAGAAGUGACCAAAGCUUUUGAAGAAGAUAUGGAAACCCUACCAGCAAGGAACAUUCCAUCUCCUGGUCAAUUGGACCCAGACACUCGCAUCCCUGUAAUCAAUCUGGAGGAUGGGACCAGGCUGGUGGGAGAGGAUGCUCCUAAAAAUAAGGAUUUAGUUGAAUGGCUUAAAUUGCAUCCUACUUACACUGUAGAUAUGCCAAGUUAUGUACCAAAGAGUGCAGAUGUGCUGUUUUCCCCAUUUCAGAAGCCGAAACAAAAACGACACAGAUGUCGAAACCCCAAUAAACUGGAUAUAAACACUUUGACAGGAGAAGAAAGAGUACCUGUUGUAAAUAAACGAAAUGGAAAGAAGAUGGGUGGAGCUAUGGCCCCUCCAAUGAAGGACUUGCCAAGAUGGCUGGAAGAAAAUCCUGAAUUUGCUGUUGCUCCAGAUUGGACUGACAUUGUUAAACAGUCUGGUUUUGUUCCAGAGUCCAUGUUUGACCGUCUUCUCACUGGACCUGUUGUGAGGGAGGAAGGAGCAAGCAGAAGAGGAAGAAGGCCAAAAAGUGAAAUUGCCAAAGCAGCUGCAGCAGCUGCUGCUGUAGCAUCAACUUCGGGAAUCAACCCACUCCUAAUGAACAGUCUGUUUGCUGGAAUGGACCUCACAAGCCUCCAGAACCUACAGAACCUGCAGUCUCUCCAGCUCGCAGGCCUCAUGGGCUUCCCGCCAGGGCUAGCAACAGCUGCUACUGCUGCUGGGGGGGACACUAAAAAUCCGGCUGCCAUGUUGCCUCUGAUGUUGCCAGGGAUGGCAGGACUGCCCAAUAUGUUUGGACUAAGCGGAUUGUUGAAUAACCCGAUAACGGCUACUACUGGAAAUGCCACUACUACUUCUGGUCAAGGAGAGACUGGGGAUGGCACUUCAAAAGCUGAAGAGAAGAAAAAUGAGAACGAAGAGGAAAACAAAGACUCUGAGAAAAGCACAGACACUGUUUCUGCUACUGACUCUGCGAAUGGAUCUGUCAGUGCUGCUACUGCGGCGGUAACCACUACCACCACGACCAACACUGGAUUGCCCACAAACCCUCUGGCCUUCAAUCCUUUCCUGCUGUCUACCAUGGCUCCUGGCCUCUUCUAUCCAUCUAUGUUUCUACCUCCAGGACUGGGAGGAUUGACUCUGCCCGGUUUCCCAGCACUAGCAGGACUUCAGAACGCAGUGGGCUCCAAUGAAGAGAAGGCUACUGACAAAACUGAAGGAACUGCCUUUAAAGAUGAAGAAAAUCUCGAAGGCAGUGAUGCAGAGGAGAGCCUUGAUAAAACUGCAAAUUCCUCCGUUUUAGAAGAUGAAAUAGCACAGGGUGAAGAAUUAGACUCACUUGAUGGGGGGGAAGAAAUAGAAAACAAUGAAAAUGAUGAAUAACCAGUACCAGUUACAAUUAAAGUGUUUUAAACUUUUGACAAGUGGUAGUCCUACUGUUUACACUCACAGUUAAUGUCCAUACUUAGUUUUUAUAAGCUGUUCUGUAACAUAGUGUAGCAAAAAAAAAAAAGUUCAAGUCAUGUUAUACAGAUGUGUCAAAAGGUAUCUUGGUCAUUAAGUAUUGUGCAGUGCAUUAUUUAUUAUCCCUAGGAGAGAUGAAAUUUGAGAGGUGAUCAUGUCUUUUUAAGGAAAUUGACAUAAUGCUCUGCUUUUUUUUUGUUUUCUUUUGGUACCAUUGGUAUUAUGAAUUAAGCAGCAAUUUGUAAUCAAGUGGCACUAAUAGAAGGAAGUGCUGCUUAAAGGAAGGAUGAAGUUAUAUAUUUAAUUUUUUUAUUUUUAAUUUUUUUUUUUUUUUGCUGUGAAGGUCAAGAUGAAAUUUACCAUACAUAUCGUACUCGCGCUUCAUUUUGACUGUAUGGGAGUUCACCCGCUCACAUGCGCGCACACACCCACAGACACACUCUCUCUCUGACAAUCUUCAUGAUAGUGUGAAUGUCUCUGUCUCGAGACGCAGCAAUAAUAAGGCAGCUGUUGAAUGUGAAGAGUACCUUUUGGAAAUUAACCCGCAGAGAAGGUUCUUACAGGAUAAAGCUACAGUUUAAUCGUCUCGUGAUCUUGUAAUGCACUGGUAUAAACAAAAAGAAAAAAAAUCAGGUACCUUUUUUAAAUUAAAGGACUUUGUUACUUUAGCCACAAAGCUAAACAGCAUUACCUCAACUCUAAACUAGCCUUGAAGUUUACAGACAUGACUUUGUAAAUGUAUUGUUUUUCUUUGUUGUGAUGUCUUUUUAUUUUUUUUUUUUCUUUGGAAACUGCUAUCAUGUAAGAUAAGAUGUAAAUUGCUGCCAACUGUAGUAAUGAUGCUUUUAAUAAAAGUGACCCAUGAUAU